This is a messenger RNA of Pediculus humanus corporis (human body louse), 2073 nucleotides long. RefSeq lists its product as uncharacterized. The coding region runs from base 1 to 2073 and encodes 690 amino acids. The record is from RefSeq and is a predicted model, not a curated record. The transcript has 2 exons. Lineage: Eukaryota; Metazoa; Arthropoda; Insecta; Psocodea; Pediculidae.
AUGAGGUGUCGAACGAGCCAACAACCGUAUCCAAUUUACACAACCGUUUUAUGUUGUCCCAAACCUGAAACGCCACCCGGAACGACGAGAACGAAAUUAAUACAAACAAUGUUUAGAGAAUCGGAAGCGCAAACGGAACCGUAUGUAGUUGAUAUACCAGAUAACGUAGAUAAGGGACUUGAAAUAUUAACGUUAGGUUGGUUGUCGUGGAACAAUGGAUUGCCCGCUGGCAUGAAUGAAAUAAUGACCAUUGAAAGAGCACGGCAAAAAAGAGCAUGGGAAGCUGCUUUGCCGAUACCUUUGGAUCAAACGAGCAUGGAAUUAAGAAGAAUGAUCAUAGAAGCAAUUGAAAUUAACGAAUGGAAAUAUCGCGAAGAAGUCAUGACCGCCAUGAAUUCGAUAAGAAUGGAAUUGGCAAAAAAAGUUAUGAAGGAAAAAUGUAAAAAAAAUAAAGAGAAAUACGAAUUAAGAAUAAAUAAUUAUAUAGAUAUAAAAAAAAGUGAUAAGAAUAAGAAAAUUUUUAAAUUAAGGUUGGCUUUUAACAGGCAAAUGCGUAAACUCAUUUCAAACAAGAACAAAAUUAACUUCAAGUAUCACAGAUCGGAUAUAAUUACACAAUUCACGAGUAAAACAUCGGAAUUAUAUGCUCCGCAAUUAAGGUUCGGAGAAGAUCCUAGAAAUUGGCACGAAAAAAUACCAUUUAAUUUUCAAUUUUAUUCUGUUUUUAAUAAGCUCGAAGUCAUGCAUCAAACUCUCGCGGAUGUUCCCUUUUCUCUGUUGCCCGCAUUCGAUUUUAAAAAUAAAUCGAAACCUAAGGAUAAAAACGUCAAAGAUCUUUGUAUACGAUUGACUAAAUGGACGGAACAAAAUUUGGAAACUUUGUACGACGAAUUGAAAAGUAUACGAUGGAAACGAUACAACACGCCUAAACCUUGUUAUCUCAAAAAGAAAAUACCUGUUAUGGUGACCGAUUCCGAAAUACCAUCUGUUACGGGCGUUUCAGAUGACGAAGAAGACAUGUUUCAAGCUUGUUUGUUUCUACAAAAAACCAUCAAAGGAAGAGCCAUUCAAGCAGUCAUGUUCGAAGGACGUGUAAAAUGUCAAGAAUUAAUUGAAGAGCUUAAAAGUACUCAUGCUUUGCAGAGUCACAAGGAAGAUGAAAAGGGACAAUUGAGAAGGAAAAUAUACGGAUUGCAAAGACAAGCCGAAAUCGAAUUGAUGCAGGAAAAGAAAAAGAACGAAAUUUUAGCCGCUCUGGAAGGAAAAACAACCGGAGAAAUGUUAGACUUUUUAUCCAAAGAAUUAUUACGAUUGCAAAACGAAAGGCAAACCCAUGCUCUAGCCCUGCUUGCGGAUCAAGAGAGACACAAGAGAGAAGCUAUGGAAGCUGGAAGACGUCAAUUGGAAGAACAACGUAAAAGAGAACACGAGGAAAUGUUUAAACAAAUUAUUAAACUCCAUCAAAAUUCGGUUCGAUCGUUCCUCGAAGAAGUUUUUGACGAAUCGCAAAGUUGGGUGUCACAAAGGAACGCCAGAGAAUACGUUACAGAUCUAGCAAAGAAAAUUGAUCAAGCGGCAAUGGCAACUACCAUGGUUCCCAUAUUUACCAGAUGUGACGAUUUAAUUGAAGAAGAAAUAAUUGCUGAUUUAGUACAUAAUUUUGCUUUACCGGAAGCUGAAAAAAGAAUUGUCAGACAAAGAAUGAAUGCGAAACAAAGGAAUUACCUAAAAGUUUGCCACGAUGAAGUUUAUUCUAAUAUAGAAAAAAUAACGCAGGGAAAAAGAACAGAAAAGGGACAAUUGAUACCCCUACCAAGAUCAGACGUACAUAAAAUCCCUCCUCAAGUUCGUGUCAAAUACCGUCAUUUAAAAAGAACUCACGAUACUAGUUCUUCGACAUUAAAUUCAAUGCUUUCGGCUGGAUCUGUUGUCGACGAACAAUUUAUGGCAACCUAUAAAAUGAACGCUGAACAAAAACAAAUAGCAGAAAGAGAAAUGUGGUCUUCUGGUUUUUCAAGGCAAGAAGUUAUACUUAAAAACGAUAAAGUUGACGAUGAUGAUGAUGUUCAAUGA